Molecule: messenger RNA, 1426 nt
Organism: Lucilia cuprina (Australian sheep blowfly)
Lineage: Eukaryota; Metazoa; Arthropoda; Insecta; Diptera; Calliphoridae
Gene: Sec13
Product: protein SEC13 homolog
Exons: 2
Coding region: 145-1098 (317 amino acids)
Biological process (GO): positive regulation of TOR signaling; COPII-coated vesicle budding; protein import into nucleus
Cellular component (GO): nuclear pore outer ring; COPII vesicle coat
Molecular function (GO): structural molecule activity; protein binding
Source: RefSeq, a predicted model, not a curated record
AGUUUCGUUGACAGUUCUGUAGCUCCACGUCAAAUAAAUUAAAGGAAAAACAUUAAUCGACUGGGGAAUUUUUAAGCCGCUAAUAAAUCUUAUUAAUAAAUUUUAUUAAUUAUAAAUUAAUUUGUUUAAAAAAAGUGAUUAAAAAUGGUCAGUUUAAUUAAUACUAUUGACACCGGUCACGAAGAUAUGAUACAUAAUGCCAUACUAGAUUAUUAUGGUCUACAUUUGGCAACUUGUUCAUCGGAUGGUUCUGUGAAAAUAUUCGAUGUUAAGAAUGGUAAUCAAGUGUUAGUGGCCGAUCUUAAAGGUCAUCAGGGACCAGUGUGGCAAGUAGCAUGGGCUCAUCCCAAAUUUGGCAAUAUGUUGGCAUCAUGUUCGUACGAUCGCAAAGUAAUUGUAUGGAAGGAAGGUAGUGCCAAUGAUUGGACUAAAAUCUAUGAAUACAGUAAUCAUGAUUCUUCAGUUAAUUCCGUGGCCUUUGCUCCGGCAGAGUAUGGUUUAAUGUUAGCCUGUGGCAGUUCGGAUGGUUCAAUAUCGGUAUUAAGCUGUAACACGGAGUAUGGUGUAUGGGAUUGCAAGAAAAUCCCUAAUGCUCAUACUAUUGGCUGUAAUGCGGUAUCUUGGUGUCCCUCGACUGUGCCAGAGCCAGCAUUUGACCAGAAGUCAUCAACACGUACUUCUGGUAUAAAACGUUUGGCUAGUGGUGGUUGUGACAAUUGUGUUAAGAUUUGGCGUGAAGAUAAUGAUCGUUGGGUAGAGGAAAAUCGUCUAGAAGCUCAUUCUGACUGGGUGCGCGAUGUUGCUUGGGCCCCCUCCAUUGGUUUGCCUCGUUCUCAAAUUGCUUCUGCUUCGCAGGAUCGUCAUGUUAUCAUUUGGAAUAGCACCGAUUUUACCACAUGGUCACCCACUAUCUUACACACAUUCGAUGAUGUAGUGUGGUCGGUUAGUUGGUCAAUGACCGGUAAUAUUCUGGCUGUAACUGGAGGAGAUAAUAAAGUUACUUUGUGGAAGGAAAAUAAUGAGAAUCAAUGGACUUGCAUAAAUGACGAUGCUUCAACAGGGGGUGGUGCUCAACAAUCAGAACAGAGAACACUUUGAAUAUCUUUUUUUUUUGAUUCUCCCGCAUUUCUUAUCUCUCAUUUGAUAUUCCAACUAUGUUAAGUUGUCAUGUUUGUAAAACAUCUAUGCAGCAUUCUGAAGCAAACAUCUCAAGAAUAAGCGGCAUGAGUUUUUUAUUAUUAUUUUUAUUACGAAAACAAAAAGUAAAAUUGUAGAUAAGAAAUUGUUCUACCAGCGUUCGAGAACGUUUUGUCUAGUUCUACAUUUAGUUUAAAAUAAUUAAAAAACAAAAAGAAGGAAAUCUGUUUAUCAUUCUUUUUUUUAAAGCAUUCAACUAUAUUAUUAAUAAAUGUUACAUUAAAGUAUA